AUGCCGCAAUUACAAAGAAGGAAUUUAUCAGAGUUAAAUGAAAAUGGAGGUUUCAGAAGAAACAACUCAGAUGGAAAUCUAAAUUCGCCCGAUUCAGAAUCCGAUGAUAAUGUGCUAUCCGCGCAUGAUGAAAUGGAUUUAGGUGAAAAUGAGGAGGACGCUUUACAUUCAGAUCGAAUUGUUGAACAAAGAUAUGAAGAGAAGAGUGACUUAUGUAAUAUUAGCUCGUCUAGAUUGGAACAAGCUGAAGUUAUACUUACUAGCGGUGUGACAAAAGGAGAAGUAGAACAACCGAUGAAUAAUAUGGAGCAGGUACCCUCAGGGAAUGAGAUUAUCAAAAUGUGGAAGCACCCAUAUGCUCUUGAAAUACUGACCGUUUGCAAAAUGAUAAGUGCUUUAUUCAAAUAUUAA
Plasmodium inui San Antonio 1 is the source of this 411-nucleotide messenger RNA. RefSeq lists its product as hypothetical. The record is from RefSeq and is a predicted model, not a curated record. The transcript has a single exon. NCBI's taxonomy places the organism in Eukaryota, Apicomplexa, Aconoidasida, Haemosporida, Plasmodiidae. The coding region runs from base 1 to 411 and encodes 136 amino acids.